AUGUUAAACAUUACAGCGAUACAAUCACUAGAAGUUUUUCAAACAAUAUGGACCUUCACGCAGGACUACCUUUCGUCAUACAAUGCCACCGAAAUAUCUUAUAAGCUAUAUGAAAGCAUGAACGCCAUCACGACGAUCAACUCUGACUUUAUAAUACUUUUUAUAAUUUUCUUCAUGUUAUAUAUUGCAUGGUCCAUUAGCAAAGCUCUAUGCAGUUGGGUGUGGAGUGUGGUCAAAUUUGCCUUUUGGGUUUCUCUGUUUGUCGGUCUUUACUGGCUAUGGGUGAGCGUCGAUGUUCAACGUGGCAACCAGGAAAUACGCAUCACCGCACAGAAAGUAGUUAGCGGCGUGAAAGGAGCUGUGCGCGAAGCGGUUAUAAACAGUGAACGUGAUGAGCUGUAA
Ambispora gerdemannii is the source of this 402-nucleotide messenger RNA. The record is from the annotation of a GenBank genome assembly. NCBI's taxonomy places the organism in Eukaryota, Fungi, Glomeromycota, Glomeromycetes, Archaeosporales, Ambisporaceae.